This is a messenger RNA of Chara braunii, 3323 nucleotides long. The record is from the annotation of a GenBank genome assembly. Lineage: Eukaryota; Viridiplantae; Streptophyta; Charophyceae; Charales; Characeae.
GAAGCUUUCCAUUUCUUUUCUUAACAGGAAGGGUGAGCAAGAGCAAGCAGGCCAAGAUGUCAGGAGGUGGGGGCGCCGCCCCGAGAAAGGCUCAGACGCUAGAUGAUCUUGUCGAGGCCCUGUACAAGCGCGAGAGAGCGCCGAGCAAUGUUCCGAAAGUCGACACCUUCCACUUCAAGGGGGAGCGGGUGUCUGACUGGUUGGAUUUGACUGAGCAGGCGCUGGUGGGACUGUCGGACGAGGUCAAGUUUCAGCGGAUCCUGAAGUACGUCCUUCAUAGCCACCAUCGCGAGGUGAGCAAGGUUGUGGACGACGCCAAUGGCAUUUGGGCAAGGUUUCGAGACCUGAUGAGGAGGAAGUACAGGCUGGGAGACGGCCUGCUGACCAUGGCUGACUUGGAAGCCAUGAAUAAGGAUGACUUUUCCAUUAUUGGGGUAUUCGUGCACGAAUUCAAGAAGAAGGCGAGGAAGGUGCACGGAAUCUCUGAAGAGGCGCAGUGUGCCAUAUUCUUGGGGUUGCUUACUGGCACGAAGGCCUCAGAAUUGACGAGUCAUGGAGGAGGAAGUGAGAAACUCACCUGGGCCACUAUCGAUAAGGGAGUGGAGGAGGGGAGUCUAGACCAGGUGGAACAGCACCAGAUGCGAUUGCAAAGGCGCAAAAGAAAGGAGAGGAACGCCACCUUAUCCGGGACUUCGGGGGUAAAGAGGAUUGUUACGGACGUGCUAGCGGCACUGGGGUAUGAUAAUGAGGCAGAAGUGCAGAAAAGAGGGGUGACCGGGGCCCCGGGCCGCACGUCAGGGGCAGUGGAUGAGGAGACUGGACGUGAGGACUACGACGGAGAGGAGACAGGCUCCCAUGUCCUGACCAAGGCCCAGAGGAAGCAGCGCAACUUGCUGUUGGGAGGUCAGGGAUCAGGGAAGGGGCAAGCUCCUCAAGCAAUUGCCGCGCCGCCACCUGCUGCCACGACGAAGCCAGCCCUAGCAGGGCCAUCGCAUAUGGGGCCGCCACCAGUUUGUGGGCACUGGAUGCCACAUUGUCAGCUAGUGCCCUGGCCCAGUUGUAGCCACUGUACUUCAUGUGGAGGGAACCAGGCCCACGCGGGACAAAUGGUCCCAUAUUCGGGCCCGCCGGCAAGUGGGGGCCCACCAAGCUACCCUGCGACUCCAGUUUUCUGCGGCACUGCGUCCAAUGUGAUGGUGGAGAUUGGGAAGGUGAGGGCGUGGGCUUGCUUAUUUGUUAUGCCCAACGUCGAUCACCCCAUCCUCCAGGGGAGGUCGUUCCUCUGCAGGACGGAGACUCUAGUCUUCAACAGGCAUGAUGGAACGAUGAUCUUGGCCCUGUCUGAUCCGGCCUGUGGAAACUAUGAGAUCAUCAAGUGCCGGAACACGGGACCAGGACGUGGGAGGAAUAGGCCAAACCUCGGCUCCUUUAUCUUUGAGGAGUCCGAGUAUGAGCGACGAAGGCUCCGGGAAGGACCUGAGGAGGAAGGAACGGCCGAGGUACUAUCGCUGAGCAUUACCGAUGUGAACAAGGCAAUGGAGGUGGUGGCGGCACACGAUAUGGCAGACCCCGAGGCAAUAAAGGCGUUAAGGGAGCAGGUCUUGGAGAGCUCUCAGAGGGAUGCAGCCCGUCAAAGAUCGCGAGAGACAGGACAGGCGGACGAGAGGGUGUAUAAGUUGAGGGAGGCGGGGGACUUGGGAUUCUUUGCCACUAGGAUGGCGAUCGAACGUGUGGAUGGGAGGAUACGCGAAGUGGUAGUUACAUCCUUCCGUCGGAAUAGUCAACUCAGUGAUGAGCUGGCAGCCAGAAUACUGGGGGUGGAGCACCUGACUACUCAACUCGCAGAGGAGAGGGCGACGAGCCAGGCGAGAGAGAUUGAGUGGGAAAGAAGGUUCGGAGAACUGGCAGCUAUUGUAAAUAGGCUUUCGGCGGCCGGGGUGGUCGAACAGACUGUGCGGGCUGGCGUUGAUGUCCAGGAUCGAGGGACGCGGGUUUCGCCUGGUCAGGGAGCGACAGUAGAGCCCCCUCAACAGAGGAGGCCAACAGAGGAGGCGUCGCGGGAUCCGAUUGGGAUGGAGGCGAUACAAAGGGUUGAGGAGGAGACUGUUGGGGUAGGAGCUUCUAUUGAGGUGGCUAUGCAGCCUAGGGUGUCUCCAUCACAUGAGGCCUGUGCCGAGGGGCUGGUCCAAGGACCCCCGUAUCCGCUCGCAGAGGGAGGUGGCGCACAGGAAUCGCUCAUGGCUAUGUCUGAUGAGAAGAGGGGGUUGUGCCUGCAUGAGCUGGCAGCAGCUAUGGGGAUAGGUACACCACAAGAGAGGCCCCAGAGACUCGAUACUCCAGAGUAUGCCCCGAGGUUGGGAGAGUUGAGGGCGGAGUUGGAAUCCUGGGCCACAAGGAUUGACUCAGGAGGGCAUAGUUCAGAGCAGCAGCAGCAGGAGGUCAUGAGUGGGCCAGCCGCUGCAGUGGUUCCUCAGCCGCCAGGGUCGUGUAGGGAUGAGGUGAUGGCUGUUGUAGAGAGGCCCUGCGAAGGGGGGCCCCAGAGACUGGAUACGCCAGAGUACAGGCCACAGAGCAUAGUUGCACGGGGUGCUGAGGCCGUGGAGCCCAGAUCUCAGGGCCACAUGGGAUUACCAUUGUGUCAUGAGGUGACCACCGAGACCAUGGGGACGCCUUCAGCAUCGAGUUCCCGGGGAAGGAAGAAGAAGACUGCAAGGUGGUUUGACACGUCCUUGUUUUGGUGUAAGGAGGGGCAUAGAGCCUUGGAUUGCCCUGAGCUCCUCGAGGACAAGGCUGAGGGACGCGUUGCAGAGGUUAAUGGCAGGUUCUACGAUAGACAGGGUAGGAUAGUAGAACGAGCUCCAGACGUGGGUAGGGCACAACUAUAUAGACAGAACCAGGAGGAGUUGCAUGAGUAGGCACUGGUUUGUCUAUAGGUAGCUGGAUCAGAGUUUUUGUGCACACUGAGGGCGGGUUGGAGGUGUAUAUAUCUUGGGCUGAUUGAGUGGGCCCUAGGUAUGCGCAUACUUUAGGAGUGACAGGGCGCGUUUUAUCUGAUUAUACGUAUACAUUUUACUUUGGUUGUUCGAUUUCUCUUGAGCUUCUUCGUGGGCCACGGCCCAGGAGAUGGGAUUUGGCCAUGUGAUAUAUGAGACCGCUUAGUUUACAUUUGGGUUUGUGAUUCAGAGAUUUAUUUGCGUUUUUUAGUGAGAUUUUGGGGUUUAUAGCACUUGGGAUGAGAGUUUUUCCAGCAGAGCGAGACAGGGGUUGGGUAUUCCUUGGAUUCUAGGCAGAUGUUGUGUUCCCGAGUAUAUUCAGCGAGUGUA